AUUCUUUUAAUUUUAUAUACAUAUAAAAUAAUCUAAGUUUAAAGAAAUUAAUAUUUUUCACAUUUUUAACAAUUAACUUUAUAAUUUCUUGAAAUUAUUUCGUUUAUCUGUACUUACAAUAAAAGAACGGUCGAGGCUGUCCCUCACCGAUUUUGUUGGUUUUGGAUAUGUUGCAGAGCAUCAAAAAAGAAAAAAACCCGUAUUUUUUUAUCAGCUUAUCUUGAGUUUUAGGGGUUGUUUCAACCCCUAGAAAAAAACAAAAAAUGAAAAUUUGACAUUUUUAAAAGAAUUGAAUACAUCAUUGCAAAGAGCAUAAAAUACUAUAAAACUUUUGUAUAAAACAUUUGUAUAAAACAUUUGUUUAUAUACCUCACAUUUUAGAAGAUAUUUGUUAAAAAUGAAAAAAUACGUUUUUUUAUAAGGAUUAAAACAAUCUCUAAACUUCGAGAUAAACCAAUAAAAAAAAUACGGGUCUCUGAACUUUUUUGAUGCUCUACAACAUAUUCAAUGCCCAUCAAAGUCGGUAUAAGGAAUAGCCCCGACCGUUCCCUUGUUUGUUACGUACCUGUAAAUAAGUAUAUAUUAUAUUUAUCUUUAUUUUGUAUUUCUUUUUCGUUCUUAACACAAAGUAAUAAAUAUUAAAUAUAUAAUUUAAUUCAAUUUAAUACAUAGUAGAAAAUUAAUUUGAUUUUUAACUCAGCUAUUUCCCUUUCGUCUUAAUAAAGAUAUGUAUCAUCGGAUAAAAUCGUUCACAUUAUUCUAAUAAGUCUGUAAGAAUAUAUUACAUUAGGUGAAUAUUCAGGACAAAAUAACGCAAUGAUUACAUUUUACGAUCUCUCUCUCUUUCUCUCUCUCUCUCUUUCGCUUGCUCGUUCGAAAAACGUUUAAAUUUCCGCGGCUACGCGCGGCGUGCGGGGCGUCACACGGAUAGAGGAUCGGCUCUGUGUGCGACUGUGCGUACAUGCUUGAGUUCGGAAUCGCAUCACUGCCGGUGACCGGUGUCUUGAAUUGUUGCGGAAAUCGUUUGUGGAAAGUGUAAACGGCCUUAUACCAGAAUAAAGAGAUCGAGAAUAUACAGGAAUAGCAUUAAGCGAAGAAUCAACUGGAGCUUUUUAAUAUCAAAAAAGUAUCAUACAACGAUACACGAUUAAAGGCGCAAUUGCAAAUACUUCUUCAUGUCUCGUGGACCGGUGUCUUUUUUUGUUGCUACUUGGAAAUAGUUUGUAUAGUGUAAACGAUCUUCACAUAGAGAAUACAGCAUAUAAACGAACUUCAACUAAAGGUAUGUAGAUACAUGUAUUAUAGUGCUGCUGAAACACGAAAUGCACACACAAUGAAUAGAAAUUAAAAAUUAUUUAUUUCUACUUUUUAUUUUUCAUUAAAUUUUUGUAACUAAUAUUUAAUUUCUUUUAAAUUGUUGAAUUUUUAUUGGACAUCAAUAUCGAGGGAUGCCAUUCAAAUUUAAGCCAUUUAUGAGCCUCAGCACGAGGCACAAGAGAAGGCGGUUAUCUGCCUUGUUAAUGGAAGAUCAUUCAAGAGACUUUGAAUCCGCCAAAAUUCCGGCACCACAGCCUGGUCUAUCUGUCUCCGGUAACGAUAUCCAAAACGAUGAUGAAUCUAUUACUGAUAACAAUGGAAAUACUUCUGGCACGAGCGAGGAAGUGGAAUACAGUGAAGGCACCGAAGGAGAAGAAGAAGAAGAAGAAGAAGAAGAAGAAGAAGAAGAAGUAGCAAAUGAACAAGAAGAAAGAGAAGUCGAUAGAAAUAACGCAGAAGCACAAGAUAAUAUGGAAGACGAAAAUAUGUCGGACGCUUCGGAACAUGAAAAUGAUAAUGUUUUACAAAACCUGGACGAGCUGAGGACGACAGCAUUACAAAAUGCCUUUUUAGCAGCAAAUGUGAAACAUACCCAAGGCAAUAUAUUACUCAAAACGUUGCGUGAGUUCCCUUUUAACAUAAAAUGUCUACCGAAGGACACGAGGACGUUACUUCAAACGCCUAAUGAUAUUGCUAUGAGGAACAUUCAACAAAUUGGUGGAGGAGAAUAUCUUCAUUUGGGUUUAAAAUAUACUCUUAUCAAAAAAUUGAAAAGUCUUCCUGAACAUAUGUUACCGGAAACAAUAGAAAUCGAUUUUAGCACCGAUGGUGCUCAAAUCCACAAGAGUGGCACAGGUCAGUUUUGGCCCAUUCAAUACAGAAUUUAUAAUUGUGUUGAUAAAAGGCCUGUAAUCGCGGGUAUCUUUAAAGGAACACAGAAACCAUCGGAUACUUUUCAAUUUUUUGAACAGUUUGUUCAAGAAAUUAUCGACAUACACGAAGAAGGCGGUGUUCAUAUAAGAAAUCGACGAUUGCCAUUAAAAAUUCGAUGUUUUAUUGCCGAUGCACCAGCGAGGGCAUUUGCUUUAAAUCAUUAUGGACACAUAUCAUCAAGCGCAUGUUCAAAAUGUAAAGUGGAAGGUCAUCGUUGCGAAGAAACGGUAUUUUUUCGAGGAACGAUGGUUUUUCCGGGGAUUCGUCAUCCGCCAAGAACGGAUGAACAGUAUCGGAAUAUGGUAGAUGAAGAUCACCAUAAAGGUGCAAGUCCCUUAAGUCCCCUAAUGGGACUGGUGACGCAAGUUCCAUUUGAAACUAUGCACCUCCUAUAUAUCGGAAAUGUAAAAAAAAUUUUACACACACAUCUGAAAGGAAAGUAUGGAAAACAGAAAUUGAAUAUAAGAAAAGUAGAAAUUCUUGAUUCAAGAAUGGCAGAUCUUCAAGCAUACUGUCCUUCGGAAUUCAACCGCCGCCCAAAUAAAUUCUCCAUGUUUAGUCAUUUCAAAGCCACUGAGUUCAGACAAUUGUUACUGUAUACUGCUCCGGCUGUGCUGCAAAAUGUUUUAAGUGAAGAAUACUAUGAACAUUUCAUGCUACUACAUUUUGUGAUGCGCCUUCUUAGCUUGCAAAAUAUUCCCGAUUCAACGUAUGUUUGGUGUCAAGAAGCUUUGGAAAGUUAUGUCUGCUUAUGCGAGGAACUGUACGGAGAACAGUUUCUCUCAUAUAACGUACACGGUCUUUUACAUGUAGUCGACGAUGUUGCAAGAUUGGGACCUUUGGAAACAUAUAGUGCCUUCUGCUACGAGAAUAAUAUGCCUGAAUUCCGAAAAUACAUACGAAAACCGCACCUCGCUCUUCAACAAUUUUACAAUAGGAUUUGCGAAUUAAAUGAUGUUCUUCUGGCUCCCGCUGAUAAUAAAAUCCAAAUUUGUGCAUCUAAAAUUCACGCAGAUGGACCUCUAUUGCAAAAUAUGCCUACCCGUCUUUGUCGACAAUUUCGGAAAUUGAAAAUUGGGAACAUUACAUUUUCCACUUCCCUUCGUGACAAUUGCUGUAUUCUGAAUAAUGCAAACAUCUGCGUUAUACAAAACAUAGUCCAAAUAGAGGGAAGAACUACGUUCAUCGUCAAAAAAUUUCGAACACAGAUUCACAUAUAUGAUGUUGGUAGGACAUCUGAUUUGGCAAGAGUUUUCCAGUGUUCUAAUUUAUCCAUUGCAAUCGAGGCAAUAAACUUGACGGAUGUAAAAGGCAAAAUGUACAGAAUGCCGAAAUGGAGCUCUCAGGAAGGUGAAGAAGAGCUUGCUCUUGAACAUGAGUGGAUUUGUGUAUCACUAAUAACACCUCUGGUGUUACCGUAACAUUGGUGAAAUGUGAAUUUAAAAAGACGCAAAAGAAAUAUUGUAAAAAUGAAGAAGUAGUGAACAGUACAGUGGAACCCCGCGUUAGUGUACUUCGCGUUAGCGGAAAUUAUCCCCUUCAUAUGCAGUCGGCCCACGUGAGUAGCGUGUGUGGGGGAUAGCAAUACGCUACGUAAUACGCUAUAUCCCUAAAUUUCACGGAGUGGGAGUGAAACCAAGCAAUAGGAGAUCACCCCGCGUUAGCGGACUAGAGCCCCGAAGAGUCCGCUAAAGCGGGAUUCUACUGUAUUAUAGAUAUGUGACAGUAUUAUAUAUGACGCAGUGCCAUUAUAUGACAGUAAAAUUCCGUACAUUAUUUUUCACAAUAAUUCAUUUUAAUAUGCAAAGUUUAUUGAAAUGGACAAUACCAUUGCUUUUUGAGAUUCUUUUUAUUUCCAGAAGAAUUUAUUUGAAAUUUGUAUAAAAGCAAAGUUAUAAAAUUAUAAAUUAUUGUAAAUUGUAUAGAUUAUUACAUUCCAUUUAACAUGGAAAAGAAUGAAAGAAAAGAAAAAAAGAAGAUUUCAGCGAGAAGUGGUAGACUGCUCAUUCGACCAAAAAAA
Monomorium pharaonis (pharaoh ant) is the source of this 4270-nucleotide messenger RNA. RefSeq lists its product as uncharacterized. The record is from RefSeq and is a predicted model, not a curated record. Lineage: Eukaryota; Metazoa; Arthropoda; Insecta; Hymenoptera; Formicidae. The transcript has 3 exons. The coding region runs from base 1449 to 3671 and encodes 740 amino acids.